AUGUAUCUUGCUCAGUUAUCAUCUAAGAAGCUUUUGCCAAUUUUCUCCAGUCAAAUCAGAGGCAAAAAAUUCCACCCUGUUUGGUGGGAUCCACAUAGUCUCAACGACUAUGACAAUCUGAGUAAAGGCCAUCCUUCUGUUCAGGAGCAAUGGGAUUCUGAGUGGGCUUCCACUGAAAUAGUACCUCGUGAACUAAAAGCCUUCGAUAUAAAUCGACUUCCCAACAAUCUAAUCGCUAGAAAUAAGCGCAUUCCAGUUCCUGUUCUUCACGAUAAUGAGAAAACACUCUUCUAUCAACGUCGUUUGUUCGGUAUAUAUGGACUGAAGAGUGGUGUCAACCCCUGUGAAAUGUUUGAUUCAUACGAAGAAUUAGAAAGGGAGGAGAAACUAAAGAAGUUAAUAGAACCAGAUGUUGAGGAGUUCAAGAGAACUAGAGCACAAGAAAUUGAAGAGGAAGCCAAGGCUGAUUCUGAAAGAAUCCGCAAAGUUAAAGAAAAUUUGGAACGGUUACCAGAAAUGAUGAAGAAGUAUCAAGCUUCGCAGGCCAAAAAGUUUGAAGCCGCUAAAGCCAUGGAUGAAAAGAGGCGACAAUUACUUGAAGAUGCUCGAGACAAAUUUGGUUAUUAUGUGGAUCAUCGAGAUCAGAAAUUCCUCAAGAUGGUUGAGGAAAAACAGGAAGAAGAAAAGCUGGCAAAAAAGGCAACGAAGAAGAAGAAAUGA
Messenger RNA from Rodentolepis nana, 720 nucleotides. NCBI's taxonomy places the organism in Eukaryota, Metazoa, Platyhelminthes, Cestoda, Cyclophyllidea, Hymenolepididae. The record is from the annotation of a GenBank genome assembly.